Molecule: messenger RNA, 1527 nt
Organism: Aspergillus terreus NIH2624
Lineage: Eukaryota; Fungi; Ascomycota; Eurotiomycetes; Eurotiales; Aspergillaceae
Exons: 1
Coding region: 1-1527 (508 amino acids)
Source: RefSeq, a predicted model, not a curated record
AUGACCUUGACCAUUGAGUUUGAACCAUAUGUCGGCUCAUCUGUCGAUGCUCUAAGCAUCCCUCUCUAUCUUCGAUGUCAACUCGUUUUCAAGCUUUCUAAACCUCUUACUGUCGUGCCUCUGCUUGAGUCUGGAGUCAAGCGUCUUAUACAGGCGUUACCGUUCCUCUCCGGUGAGUUCACAACCGUGCCCGCAUCGGACGAUGGGAAAGAUGUUCUUCUCGUUCGCCCUGCGCCAAAUUUCGAGCUCGGCUGUAUAUUCAAGAUUGAGCGUCAUGGGACAUCCCUACAAGAUGUAUUCGACCAGAUGGACGAGCCAAGCAGCCAGGGUGGUGACCUUCCGCAUGAGCCAUAUAUGCCUUACCCAAGGUUCCCGGACCCUUCACGCCCUCAACCCAUCGUGGGAUUCCAAGUCAACGUGCACAGGGAUGGCGUAAUUCUCUCCGUGGCUACGCAUCACUGUGCCUUUGACGCAACAGGGAUGGGAUCAAUCGUCCGAAACCUCGCAGCCUGCUGCCGCCACGAGCCUGACUUAACCACGUCUCCAGGUGAGGAGGCAAAAGCAAGAAAAGUUCUCUCGCAAAUUCGCGAGACACCCUUUGAUCCAAAGAUGUUCCCCGAGUACAGACCCCUGGACAGUCUGCUGUCCUAUUAUAAAGGUGCCCGGUCAGCUCUUCAGAGCCGCCAAACCACCAUCGUCAAUCGAUGUUUCACAAUAGCUGCCGAUAAGAUCAAUGCGCUCAAAAAGCGCUGCAAUGGAUUGAUUCCGGAAAUGAAGAAGAAGUAUGGGCUUUCAACGCAGAAUGACACUGAAAGCGCCUGGGUCUCGAGCAACGAUGUGGUUGCUGCUCUUUUAUGGGCUUGCAUCAAUCGAGCCCGAUAUCCCGAAUUACGGGAGCGCAGCCUUCAACAGCUUCCACCAGACCUCCUGAACGCGACAUCCAGCCUGGGUCUGCCAGUGAACAUUCGCUCUCGAAUGUCACCACCAUUACCCAAAUCGUCUUUAGGUAACGCCGUAUGUCUUCUGCGAGAGAAGGUCCCACUACAUCUAUUUGCUUUGCCUGGACAUGACAACGUCGCCAACAUGAAGGCCAGUGCUCACUUUCCCUCUGACUAUUCCGAAGGCGACGAAUGGGCCAUGGCCUUCUGCCGCGUCGCGUACGAACUCAGGGCAAAGCUGAACACAAUUGAUUACGACUACGUCCGCGACUAUAUCUCAUACGUACAAAAGUCUCCGUGUCAUCUUUCAGUGACCCUCGAUACAGAGAACCUCUACCUGAGUAAUUGGCGCGAGAUCGGUGUGUACGAUGCUGACUUUGGAGGCGCGCUGGGCAAGCCGCUCCGGAUGAGAGCUCCAGACGGGUACACCGACGGUCUAAUAUUUGUGAUGGCGCAGCGGAGUGACGAUAAGACUGCACCGUGGGAGUUUAGCAUGUCUCUGGAGUCGUCUACAAUGAAGCGCAUUGUGAAUGAUCCGCUCUGGUGCAAGUAUGUUGAGCUGGAUGGGUUCUGGCAUGGAGCAUCAUGA